Molecule: messenger RNA, 2669 nt
Organism: Cebus imitator (Panamanian white-faced capuchin)
Lineage: Eukaryota; Metazoa; Chordata; Mammalia; Primates; Cebidae
Gene: CYP4A11
Product: cytochrome P450 family 4 subfamily A member 11
Exons: 12
Coding region: 289-1848 (519 amino acids)
Biological process (GO): lauric acid metabolic process; icosanoid biosynthetic process; linoleic acid metabolic process
Cellular component (GO): intracellular membrane-bounded organelle
Molecular function (GO): arachidonate monooxygenase activity; iron ion binding; heme binding
Source: RefSeq, a predicted model, not a curated record
CUGCCUGGCACACAGUAGAUGCUUGUUAAAUAUUUGUGAGGUACGUGGACAGGGGAAUGUGGUAGUGGCAGGGCCACUGCCACUGACAGCUGCUGAAGCUUUUCUCCCAUUCUUCCCCUAGGUGGAUCAUUCAAUGUCAACUGACUCUGAACUCUGAAGUUCAAGCUCUGCCCUCCCCCUUCACACUCCCCACAAGUGGGCGGGACAAUCCUCCCAGAUUUGAGCACUGGUAGACAGGGGUGGUCAGGGACAGGUAGGGCUCCUCAGAGAUCCAGAAGGUGCUGCACCAUGAGUGUCUCUGUGCUGAGCCCCAGCAGACUCCUGGGUGAUGUCUCCAGGAUCCUCCAAUUGGCCUCCCUGCUCAUCCUGCUUCUGCUGCUGAUCAAGGUAGCCCAGUUCUACCUGCACAGGCAGUGGCUGCUCAAAGUCCUCCAGGAGUUCCCAUGCCCUCCCUCCCACUGGCUCUUCGGACACAACCAGGAGUAUUCACAGGACCAGGAGCUACAACGGAUUCGGAAAUGGGUGGAGACAUUCCCAAGUGCCUGUCCUCAUUGGCUAUGGGGAAGCAAAGUUCGUGUGCAGCUCUAUGACCCUGACUAUAUAAAGGUGAUUCUGGGGAGAUCAGACCCGAAAUCUUAUAGUGUUACCAGAUUCCUGCCUCCCUUGAUUGGGUACGGCUUGGUCGUGUUGAAUGGCCAGACAUGGUUCCAGCAUCGACGGAUGCUGACCCCAGCCUUCCACUAUGACAUCCUGAAGCCCUACGUGGAGUUCAUGGCAGACUCUGUGAGAGUGAUGCUGGACAAAUGGGAAGAGCUCAUUGGCCAGGACUCCCCUCUGGAGGUCUUUCAGCAUGUCUCCUUGAUGACCCUGGACACCAUCAUGAAGUGUGCCUUCAGCCACCAGGGCAGCAUUCAGUUGGACAGGGAUUCUCAGUCCUACAUCCAGGCCAUUAUGGACAUGAACAACCUGUUUUUUUCCCGUGUGAGGAAUGCCUUUCACCAGAAUGACACCAUCUACAGCCUGACCACUGCUGGCCGCUGGUCACACCGCGCCUGCCAGCUCGCCCAUCAGCACACAGACCGAGUGAUCCAAGAGAGGAAGGCUCGCCUGCAGGAGCAGGGGGAGCUGGAGAAGGUCGAGAAGAAGAGGCACUUGGAUUUGCUGGAUAUCCUCCUCUUGGCCAAAAUGGAGAAUGGGAACAGCUUGUCAGACAAGGAUCUCCGUGCUGAGGUGAACACGUUCAUGUUCGCGGGCCACGACACCACAGCCAGUGGUAUCUCCUGGAUCCUCUAUGCUCUGGCCACACACCCCAAGCAUCAGCGGAGGUGCCGGGAGGAGAUCCAGGGCCUCUUGGGGGAUGGAGCCUCCAUCACCUGGCACCACCUGGACCAGAUGCCCUAUACCACCAUGUGCAUCAAGGAGGCACUUAGACUCUACCCACCAGUGCCAGGCAUUAGCAGAGACCUCAGCACUCCCAUCACCUUCCCUGAUGGGCGCUCCUUGCCCAAAGGUAUCAGCGUCGUACUUUCCAUUUAUGGCCUUCACCACAAUCCCAAAGUGUGGCCCAACCCAGAGGUAUUUGACCCUUCCCGUUUUACACCGGGUUCUGCUCAACACAGCCAUGCUUUCCUACCCUUCUCAGCAGGAGCAAGGAACUGCAUCGGGAAACAAUUUGCCAUGAACGAGCUGAAGGUGGCCACGGCCCUGACCCUACUCCGCUUUGAGCUGCUGCCUGAUCCCACCAGGAUCCCCAUCCCCACACCACGAAUUGUGUUGAAAUCCAGCAGUGGGAUCCACCUGCAUCUCAAGAGGCUCCCUAAACCCUGUGGAGACAAGGACCAGCUCUGAGAAACUUUACCUGCCAUCCUGUCUCCCUGACCCCUGCUUCUGUCCCCUGCGUGUCUGCCUGUAUCUUGGUCUCUAUCUGUCAACCUGCCAUAAAGUCAGCCUGCCUUCCUCUCUCUCACCUUUCUCCAGGCUCCCUACCUUCUUAUCUACCUGUCUCCUAUCCACCUGCAUCCCUGAAUCUCCGCCCAGCUCCCAAGCUCCUGCCUGCCCUCCAGCCUGUCUGCCCAUACACUUGUCUUCUUCCUCCUGUCUGCUUGUCUGUUCCUAUGUUAGUUUCCUAUUGCUGCUGUAAUAAACUACCACAACCUCAGUGGUUUUCAAUAACAACUUUUUAUUCUCUUAUAGUUCUGGAGAUCAAAGUCAGAAAUGGGUUUCACUGGGUAUAAAACAAGUUCUGAACAGGGCCAAACCCCUCCAGAAGCUCUCAGGGAGAGAGCCCUGCCCCUUUGCCUUCCAGCUCCAGAGCUUUAUUUGUUGCAUUCCUUGGUACUGGCCUCCCCUCUCUCUUGAAAGCCAACAGCAUCUUUAAAUCUCUAUUACUGUCUUCACAUCUCUUUCCCUCUUAUAAAGUUCCUUGUGGUUAUAUCAAACUCAUUCAAAUAAUCCAGGAGAAUAUCACCACCUCAAGAUCCAUCACUUACAUCUUCAAGGUCCAUUUUAACACAUAUGGUCCCAUAAUCAUGGAGCCAUGGAUUAGGAUGUAGACAUCGUGGAGACCCAUGGUUCAGCCUAUCACAGGCCCUACCUGAUUGUCACCACAUCUGUCCAUCUAAAUCUCUCCUGUUUGGUACCUACCUGUGUGAUGUCAUUCAGACAUUCCC